Plasmopara halstedii is the source of this 165-nucleotide messenger RNA. RefSeq lists its product as uncharacterized. The record is from RefSeq and is a predicted model, not a curated record. The coding region runs from base 1 to 165 and encodes 54 amino acids. The transcript is spliced from 2 exons. Lineage: Eukaryota; Oomycota; Peronosporomycetes; Peronosporales; Peronosporaceae.
AUGAUUGACUUGAAUAUUGCGCCAGUCGACACCAAGAAUGACCUCUUUAAGUACAAUUUAGUUUAUUUCGUCCUUAUCGAUAUUCUCAAUGCAGAAAGUAGUACAGCUUUUUUUUGUGAAACUGAUUUGUUUCGCACAGCUCAUGUGAAGAAGCGGAAUUGUUAA